AUGUAUCAUCUCCUCAAGGGAUUUCACGAAUAUCUGACUAGGAAGGAAGAAUUCUCAGUUAUUAUUAUUGGAUUAGACGGUGCCGGAAAGACGACACUCUUGGAGAAAAUCAAGACAUUAUAUAACGAUACCCCUGGUCUUCCCGCGGACAAGAUAGCACCCACAGUGGGGCAAAAUAUGGGUAAGAUCACUCUUCCUUCGACAAUCCUGCAAUUCUGGGACCUCGGCGGACAACGGGGAAUUCGCUCUAUCUGGCACAGAUAUUAUGACGAUUGCCACGCCGUUGUCUUCGUGAUUGACGCAGAGGAUCGAGAGAGACUCGGAGAAGGCUGGGAAGUCUUCGACUCUGUUCUAUCGUCCCCACAAAUACUCGGUGUGCCGCUCCUGCUACUCGCGAACAAGCAGGAUAGCCCACAAAGCCUGUCAGUGGAGGAAAUUCGGAACGACUACGAAGAGUGGCACAGACGGAAGCAGGAGAGCGCACGGCGACGAUACGGCGAGGAGAUAGAGCUUGAGAACCGCAGGGAGCGCAUGGCGAGUCUCGAUGUCAUGGGCAUCUCUGCUCUGGAGGGGACUGGUGUGCGCGCGGCAGUAGAUUGGCUGUUCAUACGAGUGCAGAACAGCAGGCGACGGGAUGAACAGACCGGACAGUAG
Messenger RNA from Sparassis crispa, 654 nucleotides. Its product is annotated as ADP-ribosylation factor-like protein. The record is from RefSeq and is a predicted model, not a curated record. The transcript has 7 exons. Gene Ontology annotation, molecular function: GTP binding; GTPase activity. Lineage: Eukaryota; Fungi; Basidiomycota; Agaricomycetes; Polyporales; Sparassidaceae. Gene Ontology annotation, biological process: intracellular protein transport; protein localization to organelle; Golgi to plasma membrane protein transport. Bases 1 to 654 code for a protein of 217 amino acids. Gene Ontology annotation, cellular component: Golgi apparatus.